ACUCGCUUAGACGAUAACAUGUUUUUGCGCUGCAUCGAGAGCAACAUGUUGUCCGACAUGACUCUGCAGGGUAUCGAAUCCAUCUCGAAAGUGUAUAUGCACCUGCCGCAGGUGACAAAUAAGAAGCGUAUCUAUAUCACGGAGACGGGUGAAUUCAAAUCCGUGGCUGAGUGGCUCCUGGAGACCGAUGGCACCGCGUUAAUGCGCGUGCUCAGCGAGCGGAACGUCGACCAAACGCGCACCUUCAGCAAUGAUAUUGAAAUGUUUACGGUGUUGGGAAUUGAAGCGGUGCGCAAAUCGAUUGAGAAGGAGAUGAACAAUGUCUUGCAGUUCUACGGCUUGUACGUUAACUAUCGGCACUUGGCGCUGCUCUGUGACAUUAUGACGGCCAAGGGUCAUCUGAUGGCUAUUUCACGCCAUGGCAUCAAUCGCCAACAAACCAGCCCUUUGAUGCGUUGCUCUUUUGAGGAGACGGUGGAUGUGCUAUUGGAUGCUGCAGCACACGGUGAACGUGAUGCUAUGCGUGGCGUGUCGGAAAAUAUUAUAAUGGGUCAAUUGCCGCACAUCGGCACCGGUUGCUUUGACAUGAUACUUGAUGCAUCUAAAUGCAAACUUGCUAUGGAAGUAGAUUCGAUAAACAACAAGAACGCCCUUUUUUAUGGUUCAUUGUUUACGCCGAAUAUUUUAGCUGGAAGUGGACGCAGUGGCAUGCUUGAGUACUCACCAGGCCUAGGUGGUCUAACUCCACAAUCUGCACGUUCUGUCUGUUUCUCGCCUUUGUCGAAUAUGAGUUCGCCUACAAUGACCGCAGAUGAGUUUUGUAGCUCGCCAUAUUCUUCGCCAUCAACUGCUUCGAUCAAAUCAUACUAUGGUGGUGGGUCAUACUACUCACCCAUUUCGCCAAUAUAUGACCAAAAAGCAUUUAGAAGUUCAAAUAUAUCCAGUAACUGCAGCCAUUUGUCAUGCACCAAUGAUUUAUUAACCACUAUUAUGCAGUCUCCUAAGUACUCACCUAGUUCACCAGAAUUUUCACCACAUUAUCAACGCUAUCUACAAGUUCAUUCACCACAAUCACCUUCAAACAGCAACAGCGCAUUUUAUUCACCAGACAGUUCAACAAUGUCUUAUAACAGCGUCACCGGUUCGUCGCGUUAUUCACCGACCUCACCCGGUUACUCACCGCAAACUAAUAACUAUUCGCCCACUUCACCGUCCUAUUCACCCACCAUAAUGAGUUCAAACCGGUGCUGCAACAGUUUUUCACCAAGCUCACCCACUAGUAAUAACGAUUCGUUAUAUUCACCUUCUUCACCGCUGAACACACCCGAUUCUCUAACCGAUAAAACGUCAACAGCAACUGAUAGUUGCUCUCAACGUACAGAACCCAAAAAAUAUCGAUCUACUCCGUAUUUCUAUGCGGAAAGUAAUGGCACCCCUUCUAGUAGUGCAACUUACUCACCCACAAGUCCUAUCUACGCUCAUUACUCGCCAUCAAGCCCGCAUUGUGUUAUGCAAACACCACAUUAUUCGCCUUCCACUCUUAGCUAUAAUCCUUCGAGUCCCAGUUAUACACAAAUCAGUCCAUCGUUUACUAUUAAUUCACCUCAAUACUCGCCGCUAAGUCCGAAAAUCAACUAUUCCCCCACAAUCUCUUCGCCGCAAAUGCAUUUCAUUUUACCACGUACGCCACAACAACAAUACUCUGCUUCUAUACAGAGUCCACGCUAUCCUAGUAGCUCCUCGAUCACCUACUCACCAACGUCACCGAAGCAUUCACCGAACUCCAAUCGUUACUCACCCAGUAGUCCGCAAUACUCAAGUAGUCCAGCCAGCCCCAAUUAUUCCACCGCGUCUCACUCAAAUGUGGUUUACUCUCCGCAUAGCCCUAGUUUUUACUCAUCCUCGCCUUCGAGUCCCGUUUAUAGCUCCAGCGAGUCUCCAAUGUCACCUAUGAGCCCCAACAGUCCGGCUAGCCCACAGUAUUCCCCGACCUCAAACUGAAAUUGAAACAACAAUAUAAUUACAUUAAUAGACAUAUUAAUAGCACAGAAUAGAAUAGUGUUACUGUUUUUGUUGAAAUUCGCUAUAUUUUCAUAAUAAAAUAAUUUCUCAAUAGCUAUUAA
This is a messenger RNA of Bactrocera neohumeralis, 2123 nucleotides long. Its product is annotated as DNA-directed RNA polymerase II subunit RPB1-like. NCBI's taxonomy places the organism in Eukaryota, Metazoa, Arthropoda, Insecta, Diptera, Tephritidae. Gene Ontology annotation, biological process: transcription by RNA polymerase II. The record is from RefSeq and is a predicted model, not a curated record. Gene Ontology annotation, molecular function: DNA binding. Gene Ontology annotation, cellular component: RNA polymerase II, core complex.